Molecule: messenger RNA, 719 nt
Organism: Gossypium raimondii (Peruvian cotton)
Lineage: Eukaryota; Viridiplantae; Streptophyta; Magnoliopsida; Malvales; Malvaceae
Product: cytochrome c oxidase subunit 6b-2
Exons: 4
Coding region: 147-383 (78 amino acids)
Cellular component (GO): mitochondrion; respiratory chain complex IV
Source: RefSeq, a predicted model, not a curated record
AUGAGUGAAGGGACUGUAGCACAAUUAGAGCGUAAUGGGAGGAACCUGGGAGAGUAUUUAUUGGCUAUUCGGUUCUAAUCAAUUUUAAAAUCCGUCAGGGAAAAAUAUCAGCAAUUCACCGUCUUAGCUCAUUCGCCGGAUCAGUAAUGGCAGACGAGAUUGAACUGAAAACAGCCCCAGCUGACUUUCGUUUCCCUACAACAAAUCAAACUAGACAUUGUUUCACCCGUGCUUGGCUGCAAAAGGAGAAUCUAAUGAAUGUGAGAGAUUUGCCAAAUACUAUCUUUCUCUUUGUCCUGGUGAAUGGGUUGAGAGGUGGAGUGAGCAGAGGGAGAAUGGUACUUUCCCAGGUCCUCUGUGAUUGCACAUUGAAAAUAAGGUGAUUCUUCUCUGGCAUGGGGAGUUCAUAUUCUUCUCUUGAUCUUAUAUUUGGCUAGUUUCAAUGUCUAUCCUAGAAUUCUUUGAAUUAAUAAGCUACAAAUGGAGAUUUAUUGGAUUUAUCGAGCAAUAAUGCACUAUAGUCGAUUAGUCGGUCAAAAACUGGAGUAUGACCUUUGAUGUUUUCCCGAUGUCUUAAUUCAUGAACCUGCAAAUUUAGCCGAUUGUUUCAGAGCUUUGUCAGGUCCAAAAGCAGUGUCAAGGUUGAACAUUAUUUUAACCAAUCUCUUUUGAGCUUUUGUUCUUUAAACCAGAAUCAAAUACAUGCCUGAGAUUGUUUA